GAAUACGAUGUUGCUCAGAUUCCCUUAAAGCGACUGCCAGCUGGCAUGGGAAUAGGGCAGUAGCCCUCAGUCAACCUUACUUAGGGCUUUGGCGUUGGCCAUGUGCUGCACAUGUCAUACUGACACCGACUGCCACGUCAGACUUCUUCUAUUAUUCCAGCGAGUUUUACGGGGUCACAUUCCGGACACGUGGCAUGAGUGGGACUGCCCGCAGGUUUGAACCCGGGCAAAGGAGUGCCGCAACAGCGACAGUGCGGACAGCGGUGGAGGAACCAACGAGAAUAGAAAAAGGAGGGGAAACUGUGGAAAGGCUUUAAUUGCAAAUCUGGCACAGAAACACAGAACAGGAUAAAGUACUAUACAAAAUAAGGAACAAUGGCAGAAGCUGCAGCAUUCGUCACAAACUGAGCCGGAAAUACAGUGGGAAAAUGAUGAUAGUAUUCAUCUUGAUCUCGUAACUUCGUCUGAAUUUAGCCCACACAGCGGUUUUUCCAUUUUGGAGGGACGAGGCGAGUCCGCUAUUGACUAGUAAAGAGGGUAGAUUGUCCUGUUUCUGUGUAACUGCAGAAGUGAAUCUCAGCGAAGUGGAAUGUCGGUUAACAGCGUUCUGUAAUACCGUCAAGUUUUCAACACUCCCCAUCAUUUUUCUAGCUGUGUGUGAUUCUUCUUUGCAGAAACUGAGAAUACGGAAUUCGAACCUGGCAAUUGAGGUGAUCUGAGCCUGCAGGGUGUGGCUUUUGCUGUAAUUAUGUUUCAUUUAAGUUAAAACACGUCGCCGACUGAUUGUGUUUGAAAUGGCAAGCCUGACGCCCGGGGUUCUGCUCAAGCUGCUGCAGCACAUGAACACAGACGUGAGAGUGGGUGGGGAAUACAGGUCGGUGUUGCUACAGGUCAUAAAUAUUGUUCCCGCGCUUGCAGCGGGCGAGCUAUUUCCUAAUCAGGGUUUCUACUUGAAGGUCUCCGACUCCUCCCACGCAACUUACGUUUCUCUGGCCGAAGAACACGAUGAUCUUAUUCUCAGCGACAAGUUGCAGCUGGGACAGUUCAUUCAUGUCGAUAAGCUAGAGGCCGGAUCCCCCGUUCCUGUGCUGAGAGGCGUCAGGCCCGUGCCAGGGCGCCAUAUUUGUGUAGGGAACCCGGAAGAUCUGGUCGCCACGCAGUCGCCAGGGUUCUUGAACCGCAAUUCGGAGUCUGGGGGAACCGAACCCCCGACCUCUAAGCCUAAAACUAAAGACGAAAAUCACAUUCAGAAUCAAAAUCAUAAUAAUUGUAGCAAUAAUAAUAACGCUGCUACUACCGGAAGCGUUCCUGGUUCGAGCCCCUCCGAAUCAUCGUCAUUUGCAGCCAAGCUUACGGAGCGGCUGAAGCAGAAACAGAGCACGCUAGAGCGGGCCCAUUCAAAAAACAGCUCUAACGAGAACCCCAAGGUGAUUAUUAAGAAAUCUUCAGGAAAUGGCCGCUCCCUGCCUUCUUCUCCAACCAGCUGUGCCUCAGCACCCUGCGCAACCAGAAGCCAAAGCAGAAUUCGGGGCGGCGUUCCUCGCGAAUUGGUCCGCCUGGAGAGGUCGUCGUCUACGAAGAAAACUCCAUCACAAGAUAGUGGUAAUCAGUCUUCGUCAAUAAAAAGAUUUUCAGUGGAGCCGCCCAGGCGGAGCUCUGUGGGUUAUGCCGAAGCAAAUAGAGUGAAGAUGGCAGAUUUCGGGCCGAAGACCCUGAGGAAAAGCUGGGAAGGCACGAUGGAUAUCAAGAAUAAAAGCCCAAGCCGAAGGACAGGUUCAAAGAAAACGCUUAAAGAGAUGGAACAACCAAAGCGUAAUGUCAGCCCUUCUCCUAUUACUGCUAACAAGAAGUCCCCUGUGAGCAUCAAAUCCUUGCCAAAAGAGAGCAGUUCCAGUGUUUUGCCUUCCAAAACAGCAAUUGUGGAUGAGCCAACAAAGUCAAUAAAAAGUUCAUUAUCCAAAAAAUCUACUAAAGCAUCCUCUGAUGCCAAUAUCCCUUGCAAUUUAGUCAAGGCAGUUAUUAAUAAUAAAAGAUGGACCGAUGGCAGCAUUCCAUGGGCUACACUCGACCCAACUCUUGUAAAACUUGGAAAGAAUUCUCUUGGACUCCGAGAUGGAGCUCUUGUGGUUGCAGUGGAGGCUCUACAAGAAUCCUCAGCAACAGAAAGUGUGAUCCGAUGUUUGAGUAUAUUUGCAGAGCUGUGUGCAUCAGCAAAGUCAGAUAAUCCUCAGUCUAUUGUGGAGACAUUCUUAAAUCUUCAUGUAGAGUUGCGACAAGCUUGUUUUGUUGUAGAUUCCUUGGCUAAAACUAGGAAUUUUGAACGAUGUUCAGAAGAUGAAGCAAUCGAUAGAAAUUUAUUGAAUGAAGCUUUGAAUAUUUCAUCAGAAAAAAAGAAGAGAGCAACAUCAUGGGUUCAAGCAGCUUUAGCCACAGAUUUAUCAUCGUUUACUCUUCUUAGUAAGCAGUUAUCAAGCCUAACACCAAGAAUGACACAAGGAAAACAAUUUAGUCAAGACACAGCUAUCAACAACAAAGCAUUGGUUCUGCUCGAAACUUCUUCAGUACCCUCAACACAGAAAAGCCAGAAUUUUUUAUUGCAGUACCCACCCUCUAAGAAACUACCAAACCCAUCUACACAGCCUCUUCCUAGCAAAGGAAUGGGCAAUGUGUCUCAAAAUACAAGUGAAAAAAGACGCUCCAUUGAAAAUGGGGAGACUAAGCUUCCUUCAAAGUCAUCAGGGAUUGCAUCGCGGAGGAUGUCAAAUGGAGUUGUUGCUCAGGGUACUUCCGGAAGAAGUAUGUUGAAAAAUGUUUCAGAAUCUCCAAGGGAACCACCUGUUAUUGAGUGGGUGAAAGGAAAUGGUCUAGAUGAAGCUGCAGAUCUAGCAAGAUGUCUACAGAGUGAAUCGCAGACCUGGUUCUUGAGGUUCAUGGAAGGGUACUUAGAUGAUGGUUCUCAAUUUGCUCGAUAUCCUGAAAAUGGAAAUGACAGUGCUGGAGCAAGAAUAGGUGCACAAACAGAUAAUAACCAAAUUGCAGCCAUGCUGUCUCAGAUUAAGAGAGUCAAUGAUUGGUUGGAUGAAAUCAAUCCUCAAAAGGUUCUCAAUUCUGAUGAUGAUGAAGGAUUUGCAGACACUGAACUGGCUGAUACAUUGGUCAGACUGAGAAGGAAAAUAUACGAGUUCCUCCUUCAGCAUGUAGAAUCUGCUGCAGUGGCACUUGGUAACCAGUUUGUCACUGUUCAAAGUACAGAAUCAAAGGUGAGUGGUAAGAACUAGUAGGCGUCAUGGGAAAUAUUAAAGUUUUGUGAGAUAGAACUUCCGGAGUGAUUGUGUACAUUAUAUAAACAUGUAGUUAGAGUUCUUGCCUUUCAUUUGAUAGUACAUGGUGAACUAACCCAGAGUCGCAUAAUUUACUGUGCCCAAUAACAAAAUUGUUAGACCAUAUUGUCAAGCCAUCAUGACUGUAUUCUGUGGAAAUUAUUUGUGUUAUGGAGUAUUGUAUGAUAGAGUCUGGAGAUUUAAGCCUUAAGAAAUCAGAGGUAAAAAUGCCGAGGCAUUCCUUGAUACUGAGGCUGCAUUGUUUUUCAAAUAAAAAAGCUCAUGGUAAGGUGAGCACACAUCAUAUGGUAGGUGCAAAAAGGAAUAACUACCGAUGACAUUCAUUUAUUUGAAUGAUUAGAAAACAGUGCCUAAUACUGUAAAUGAGCUAAUUUGUAUUGCUUUUGCUCUUUAUUUUAAUGAUUCUCAACAGGGAUUUAAUGUGUCAGAUUCUGUAUGUGCUCCAGCAUAUAAAACAUAAGAUCUGUAUAAAUCCACUUACUUGUUAACACCUUC
This is a messenger RNA of Cryptomeria japonica (Japanese cedar), 3836 nucleotides long. RefSeq lists its product as uncharacterized. The transcript has 4 exons. The record is from RefSeq and is a predicted model, not a curated record. Bases 795 to 3278 code for a protein of 827 amino acids. Lineage: Eukaryota; Viridiplantae; Streptophyta; Pinopsida; Cupressales; Cupressaceae.